GGAAGCUCGCGGCGGACGCCAUGGCGGCGGUUCUCACGGCGCUGGGGGCGACGCGGCCCUUGCUGGCGGCGCUGCGGCGCCGGAGCCCGGGUCUGGCGGCCCUGUCUUCAGAUGCCCAGUUGUUGGCAGCAGAGGAGAGGAACCAAGUUAUGCUUGACCUCAAAGCAGCAGGAUGGUCGGAAUUAAGUGAGCGGGAUGCCAUCUACAAGGAGUUUUCCUUCAAAAAUUUUAAUCAGGCAUUUGGCUUUAUGUCCCGAGUCGCCCUACAAGCAGAGAAGAUGAAUCAUCACCCUGAGUGGCUCAAUGUGUACAACAAGGUCCAGAUAACCCUCACCUCUCAUGACUCUGGCGGACUGACCAAAAGAGAUGUGAGACUGGCCAAGUUUAUUGAGAAAGUGGCUGCUUCUGUGUGAUUUCUUCAAAAUGCAUGCAUAAUCUUAUAUACUUCUGCAGUAUAUCUUGAAGGCAAUUUACAUGAACAAAAAUCAAGUUUUAAAGGAGUUCAUCCUUCUACAUUUUGUAUAAUCAGUGUGUAAAUACAAGAUGACCUAAACCUGA
Marmota flaviventris (yellow-bellied marmot) is the source of this 558-nucleotide messenger RNA. It is a transcript of the gene Pcbd2, whose product is annotated as pterin-4 alpha-carbinolamine dehydratase 2. The record is from RefSeq and is a predicted model, not a curated record. NCBI's taxonomy places the organism in Eukaryota, Metazoa, Chordata, Mammalia, Rodentia, Sciuridae. Gene Ontology annotation, biological process: tetrahydrobiopterin biosynthetic process. Gene Ontology annotation, molecular function: 4-alpha-hydroxytetrahydrobiopterin dehydratase activity.